This is a messenger RNA of Actinia tenebrosa (Australian red waratah sea anemone), 1508 nucleotides long. RefSeq lists its product as uncharacterized. The record is from RefSeq and is a predicted model, not a curated record. NCBI's taxonomy places the organism in Eukaryota, Metazoa, Cnidaria, Anthozoa, Actiniaria, Actiniidae.
UGCAAAAAUAGCAAGGGGUUAAUCAUAUACGGUCUAGGGGACAAUUAACCUGCUUCGGCCGAGCUUCCUGAUCAGUCUGUAAUUCCUCCAGGGAUAGCGGUGCCGGGGCCGAAAUCUCCAGCGUAGCCGUAAAUCCAUACGACGGUUCAGCACUCGAUGUCUGGUUAAUUAGCCAAGCAAUAAAAAAAAUCCCUUGACCAAUGAAAAUCUAUCUUUCUUACGCUACAGAAAAACCAGUAACUUUAUCAAUUUUUAUUUCGAUUUGUCAAUAGAAAAGGAAGCGUAAUAGUUGAUUAUGAUCUCUACAUGAACACUUCAUCGCUACAAGAAACUCAACAAGUCAUUGAUGAUAUCCAUCGAGAAAUAAAAAAAGGCAAACUGGGAGACUUUGUUGUUGAUCCAGGAUUUUCCAUGGAUCCUGUCGUGACUAUGAAAGUUCCUCUUAAACAAGAACCAAGUUCUUCCGCCAUUUGUACUACAGAGCCAACGAACAACUUGAUUCUCAUCAUCAUACUGGGGGUUGCUGUUGGUCUUUUGUUCGUCAUGUUCAUUGUCAUCAUUGUGUUAGCAAUACGUAUCAGAAAGGGGUUUCAUCGUUCAUCCAGCUAUUCUCUCAAGCCGGUGGGGCGUAGCCAUGAAUACGACGUGAAUUACUGAAAGAACAAUUCAAUUGUAUCUAAAAUUUCUUUCAGGGUGUGGGAAUUAUAUUUGGCAGAAAAUGAGGCUUCUUCGUGUAAAUUUAAAGGAAUUUACUCGAAGCUUUCGGAUCUUAUCGGUCUGUCAUCAGGGAAUAUAUGAAUGAGAUGUAUUUACAAAUGUCGAUAUUGGAAUACAUCGCUUGAGAUGAUUAACGAGCAAGCGCUAACUAAGCUAGCCCUUUGAAUGUAGGUACAUUUCAUUUAUUCAGUGAUUCUCUGACGAGGGACCGAUUAAGUCUGAAAGUAUAAUAAUAAUAAUAAUAAUAAUGAUGAUGAUGAUGAUGAUGAUGAUGAUGAUGAUAAGGGCGCAUAAUAAUAAUAAUAACAAUAAUGAUAAUAAUAAUAAUAAGUCCCCGGGAGGGGGGAGUACUCUUGCCCGUUUAGUGUAGGGAUGUGUCGCUGAGCUCUCUGAACCCUGAUCCUGUUCACUAGAGUAAAAUCGCUGGAAACCAUACCUUGUUCCAGAGUAAAUGUCGCAACAGAGUAAAAGUAUAAUGAAGGUAUGAUUUAUCGCAUAUAAAAAACCUUAAUUGUUCCAGUACUUGCGAAAAAAGAUACCCUGUUCCAGACUGUUCCAGAAUAAGAUCUACCCUGUUUAGCGAGGCAUACCACUGAGUAUAGCGAAUAUAGGGGAGUAUCGCACCACUACCCCUCCCCUUCCCGGGUGUCUACCGCCAUUUACUGAGGUCUACUGAAUUAAUUUACUGCUACAUUGUGCAAAUUUGUGCAAUUUCUUACAACGUUUUUCACGGAUAUAAGGUGUGCACUCUACAGUUUCACAAAAAUUGAGUUAAUAUCUUUGCUUGAGUC